Spinacia oleracea (spinach) is the source of this 1041-nucleotide messenger RNA. RefSeq lists its product as uncharacterized. Gene Ontology annotation, biological process: proteolysis. The record is from RefSeq and is a predicted model, not a curated record. Gene Ontology annotation, molecular function: cysteine-type peptidase activity. The transcript has 6 exons. Lineage: Eukaryota; Viridiplantae; Streptophyta; Magnoliopsida; Caryophyllales; Amaranthaceae. Bases 1 to 1041 code for a protein of 346 amino acids.
AUGCAUCAUCAACCAAUACCAUCAGGAUAUGCACGAGUUGGUAUCAGUUAUUCUACGGAGAUGGACACUCUUUUUCCCGUGCCGCUUGAAGGAGAAGCUGUAACCAUCAAAGAAGCUAUAGGAACCCUUGUUUUUUGGCCUAUAGAACUUAUUGUUCUAGAUACGGCGGUAAAAACUAUUGCUACAUGUGCGAAAAUUUCUUCAAAAGAUAAUGAAAAACAAGUAGGAUCCAUCAAAACUCCAGCGCCGUCAACAGGAGAAUCUCACAAGGUAGAAGAAGGUUGUGAGGACAUUGUAAAUGUGGCUACCCUUCCAGAAUGCCUUUAUAUGUUUCAUAUGUGUGUUUCGAAGAUGGAACGUAGAGAACAAAUUAAAAUUUUCAUUGAAAUUGGAAUAACAACUCAAAUCAAGGACAUCUUUCUUGGUAAGAAAGAACUCAUUCGUCUCCUUGCACAAGAACAACUUGAGCUGCCCCAGACAUAUAUGUCGAAGUUAUAUGAUAAGUGUUGUUGGACUAGAUGUUCUGCUUUGUUUGGGUUUUUAUGCCGAUCGGGGAUAUCCCUUGUGACCCAAUUUAAAAGAGGGGAGUCGAAGAAGGUAAAAGAGUGUAAAAGAAGUCGGAUGCAAUACAUUGUGGAUACACUAAAAGAAACAACGGCUAAAGAAAAAAUCUUCAUUGCUCCAUAUAAUAUUGGGUAUCAUUGGGUUUUGUGCGUCAUUGAUCCUUACAAUAACACGGUAUAUUACUUGGAUUCUUUACGUACUCUUGAAUUUAUACGAAACGAACAAGGCAUCAUUGGGGAUUUACUUGAAAACGUUAACACAGCACUUUUCCAAUUUCAAAGUGAAAGGGAGCUUGCCACAAAGUUGAAGAUGAGCACAAAAUGGCUAAAAAUACAAUGUCCUUUCCAAGAAGAUUACAUAAAAUGUGGAUAUUAUGUGAUGAGGUUCAUGAAGGAGAUAAUCUCACACAAGCGACUUCAAAUUCCUGAAGUUGUAAGUCUUAUUUCUGCUGAACUUUUUUGCUUUUGCAAAUCUUAA